Messenger RNA from Guyanagaster necrorhizus, 1587 nucleotides. RefSeq lists its product as uncharacterized. Bases 174 to 1577 code for a protein of 467 amino acids. The record is from RefSeq and is a predicted model, not a curated record. Gene Ontology annotation, molecular function: acyltransferase activity, transferring groups other than amino-acyl groups. The transcript is spliced from 2 exons. Lineage: Eukaryota; Fungi; Basidiomycota; Agaricomycetes; Agaricales; Physalacriaceae. Gene Ontology annotation, biological process: secondary metabolite biosynthetic process.
AAGAGCUUAAGCUCAUCGAAAUUUUUCAGGUUGACAUCGUCUCCUCUUUGCGGCACAGUCCGAAGCAUUAUCUUCCUCCCGAACGUUCCUGAUGUAAGACGGACCCGAGGGCCUCGGUUCAGGACUGACUCAAUAGUAACCCAAGUGUCGCCAUCGCCAGCAACACCGUACUUAUGGACGUUUUAUACUAUUCUGCCAGCCGGGAGUUCCCUUGCGGUGUUUCGGGCGGAGAACGCACGGUUGCUCUGUCCAUCAUCGAUUCGACAGUAGGCAAUUUCAGUCCCUGCGGAGCCGUAUGGUUCUACGAUGCCUCCCCUUCACUCCCCAACCCUGAAGGCCUUAGAUCCGCACUCAGGAAAACCCUCGACUUUUAUCCGCAGUGGUGCGGCCGUCUUUACCAUCUCCCACCCUCCCACACUACGAUUGACCGACUGGCUCUAACUUUUGGUUGCGCCACGGAUCCGGGAGUUCUUUUCGUUGACGUGCAAACCAAUGUACGACUCGCAGACCUUAUCCCUUUGCCACGACCCAAAGAAUGGGAUGCCUCUGAUUUACCUGCAGCUCACUUCCUCCCAUCUACGCCGUUAGCCCCCGUUGAUCCCGAGGGACCAGUCAUGUCGGUACAAGUAACAACGUUCGCAUGCGGAGGAAUUGCCAUCGGCAUUCGUCUAGCGCAUCCUCUCUCCGAUGCACAGACAUUAGCCUAUUUCGCGAGAGACUGGGCGUGCAUUGAACGUGUUGUUCCCAAUCCAGUUUUUGACCCCCAGCUCCUUGAUGAUCAUGCCCCAGGAUCAGAGGUUGAUGACGCUCUGGUCGCGGAGGCGCGCAAGCUACCUUGCAGCCGUUAUGACUGGUGGAUCUCUGGGUCUGAUUGUCCAUUUGCAUCCCAAGCAGCUGUCAUACCGCCUGAAUUUUCCCCCCCUCCUGAUGUUGGAGGAACUCGAAUGCCCUGGGACCAAUGGAACGUCUCAGCACCCGUCUCCCACUAUGUCAUUCAUUUCACCCAAGAUGAAGUGAAACAAAUGGAAGGUGGAACGCGGAUGGAGGCCAUCUUGGCACAUGUGUGGGGGUGUAUCAAUCGUGCUCGUGGCCUUGUGGAGGGAGAUGAAGUCCACAUGGAACUCACAUUUGGUUUACGGCCACGGUUAAAACUACCGGACAGGUUUAUCGGGUCGCCUAUCAUGCUUGCGGAUGUGCGUACGCCUACAUCGCAAGGCAUUCACGACACGUUGUCGCAGUUUACUAUCAAUGCGUUGAAGGCUCAUUUGCAUGAAAAGAAGUUUGAAGUGGCGCCAAAGAGGUUGUGGCAGGCAUUCCUGGGGCACCGGCAUGUUUUAGUCACGUCGUGGGUGCAUACUGGAGUCUACGAGGCCGAUUUUGGGGGCGGAAGUCCACGAUAUGUCGAGGCGGUGAUGCCUAAAUUGGAUGGAUUACUGCAGGUCAUGGAAGUACAGAAUAGACAUGGGGAACACUGUCGCUGGUACGAUGCGGGAGUUGAUUUGCAGCUACAUUUAGAGGAGGAAGUUAUGGUAAGAUUGCUGGAAGAUCCCUUGUUGAGAAAAUAUUAUGCUGCAUAAUUUAAAAGAC